AUGUCUAAUACAAGCGAUCUGUUUGAUGAUAUCAAGUGCGGUAUAUGUCUGGAUAUUGUCAGCCAACCGGUACUAACCCAGUGUUGCCGACACCUGUACUGCAAUGGCUGUAUCAGGCAAUGGCUGACCGGCAGCAGAACCGGUACCACUGAUACUACUACUAUCAUGAAUGGCUUUUAUAGACACGAACAGCGACGACAAACCUGUCCAAUGGAUAGACGGCCGCUAACUGUCCAACAAUUAAUGAAACCAUCAAUACUUGUCAGUAAUUUGUUAAUAUAUUUCAAUAGAAAAGAAGAUAUUAUGGAUUAUAUCGAUGAAAAACAAGUGGACAACAAAUACACCGAAAUUUCCCGAAUAUUAUUUUGCUAUAAAUGCUGUCGUCUACCGAUUCGGCGUCCAGUGGCCCGUAAAUGUUGUCCAUCGGUAUUAAUGUGCGUCAAAUGUUUAGCCAAUGAUGACCAGCAUUGUAUUCUAUGUAAUUCGAGCGGACAGUUGGCCACAGAGGCCAAUGUCGAGCCGAAACGUUUCCGUUGGUACGACCAGAUUAUAGUCAGAUGUCUGAAUUUGUUGCCAUCAGAGGCAGCGGCGGCGGCGAUGGCGUCGACCUCUUCUGCGGCAUCGGUUUCGGUGGCCAUUGGCUGCACUUUUAGGGGAACUAUCGGCGAACUGAGAGGACAUCUGGACGGCAACGGUCAAUGUAUUGGCCGUACGGAUAGGCUGUGUAGUACAUGCAAUGGCCGUAUAAGUGAGCAUAAUAUUGUUGCUAAUGGCGUACAAGGAGGCGAUGCCGCCCCAGAGUCGGCGGCCGCCGGCGGAGGCGUCGGAGUAUUGGACGUUAGAUUAUGUAUUCAACUAAUGGCCAAAAAAAUGGCCGAAGAAAUGGCCAAAAUCAGACAAGACUUUGAUAGAUAUCGAGUUGUAAUCGAACUGUUAGUUCAACGGAGAGGUCAGGGAUGUGGAGGUGGAGGAGGAACGGGUGGUUAG
This is a messenger RNA of Oppia nitens, 987 nucleotides long. RefSeq lists its product as uncharacterized. The transcript is spliced from 3 exons. The record is from RefSeq and is a predicted model, not a curated record. Lineage: Eukaryota; Metazoa; Arthropoda; Arachnida; Sarcoptiformes; Oppiidae. Bases 1 to 987 code for a protein of 328 amino acids. Gene Ontology annotation, molecular function: metal ion binding.